ACGCUUUCCCAUGCUUUGCUCCGUGUAAUCCUGACACUCAUUACAAGUACAUUGAGACAGACAGAAGGCCGAAGAGUAUUGUCAAAGUUUUGUUCCUUUUUUAAAUAACGAACAGGCGUUACCAUGGGGAAGGGGUGCAUCACGGCCACCAAGUACUUCCUGUUCCUGUUCAACCUCCUCUUUUUUCUGUUUGGAGCACUGAUCAUGGGCUUUGGGCUGUGGAUCCUGCUGGAUAACCAGAGCUUCAUCGCUGUGCUGCAGGAGGAGUCCAACACGCUGAAGGUGGCCUCCUAUAUGCUCAUAGGUGUGGGCUCCCUCUCCAUGCUCAUGGGCUUCCUGGGCUGUGUCGGCUCCAUCUACGAGAUCCGUUGCCUCCUUGGGCUGUACUUCACCUGCCUGCUGCUCAUCCUCAUCGCCCAGGUGACGGCCGGCGUGCUCAUCUACUUCCAGCGGGACCUGCUGAAGCAAGAGAUGGCCAUCAUCGUGAACAACAUCACUGUGCACUACACGGGUGAGAACAAGACCGCCGACGUUGCCUGGGACUACAUCCAGAAGACGAUCCAGUGCUGUGGAUGGACAGACCCUGGAAACUGGACUGACAACAUUAAGAUAAAGAACAGCUCGGAGAUACUGUAUCCCUGCUCCUGCAGAAAUGACAGCAGCAGCCCACAGCAGCCAGGGGACCUGCAGAUGACAGGACUGUGUGAAUCCCCGACCCCUCAGUGGCCAAUCUACACUAAGGGUUGCAUAACCAAUGUGGAGGACUGGCUCCUCAACAACUGUGGAGUAAUUCUGGGGAUCUGCAUCGGCGUGGCUGUGGUCGAGCUCCUGGGAAUGAUCCUUGCCAUGUGCUUGUGCAAGAGUGUCCUGCAGGAAGACUACACCAAAGUCCCCAGAUACUAAGACUGUGGAUGAAGGAGCCGUGCACCACGCAUGCAUGCACAUGUACAUACACACACACACACACACACACACACACACACACACACACACACACACAC
Clupea harengus (Atlantic herring) is the source of this 1001-nucleotide messenger RNA. It is a transcript of the gene cd82b, whose product is annotated as CD82 molecule b. The record is from RefSeq and is a predicted model, not a curated record. NCBI's taxonomy places the organism in Eukaryota, Metazoa, Chordata, Actinopteri, Clupeiformes, Clupeidae. Gene Ontology annotation, cellular component: plasma membrane.